Molecule: messenger RNA, 984 nt
Organism: Striga asiatica
Lineage: Eukaryota; Viridiplantae; Streptophyta; Magnoliopsida; Lamiales; Orobanchaceae
Source: the annotation of a GenBank genome assembly
AUGGAUCGAAAUGCCUUCGGGCAGUUGUGCUACCUAGUAGAAAAUCUGGGCAAGCUACAAAACAGUCGCAAUAUCACAGUGAGUGAGCAGGUAGCAAUGUUCUUGAGCGUUUUAGCCCCUCACAAAAUAAAUGCGGUUGUCAAAUAUGAUUUUCGACGGUUGGGGCAAACAGUUAGUAGGGUUUUUCAUGAUGUACUCAAAGUUGUUCUACGUUUGUACCCAAUCCUUGUCGUACAUCCUAAACCUGUUGAAGAGAACAACAACGAUUGGAAAUGGUGGCGGUUUAAGGGAUGUUUGGGUGCGUUAGACGGAACGGAAGGAUCCGCCGCAAAUAGCCGCGUUUUAAGAGAUGUCUUAGCGCAUCCCGAUGGUUUACGUGCGCCCACCGGCAACUAUUAUCUAUGCAACGGCGGAUACACGAAUGGGCCCGGGCUCCUUACACCGUUUAGGGGCGUGAGAUAUCAUUUGCAUGAUUUCGAUGACGGCUACACCGGUAAAUUGAAACAACAUAUCUGUCAAGUAGUGCCCGGAUCUAACAUUAAAGCAGAACCGCAUAUUUCGUCAAAGAUCACUGUUUGGAAGAAGACUUAUGGGGAGCUCUCUGCAUGUUUGGCGAGUAUGUCUGGGAUCGGUUGGUCAGGCCAAUCCCUUUCAGUGAAGGAUGAUGUUUGGGAAGCUUAUGUUAAGGUAGAGAUACUUGGAAAGGAUCGUGCUAUGGGGGAGGGUCCUCAAGGAUUUGCUGAUGCGUUGAGGGAGCCGCAAGCCAAUUUGGCGUUGAAGAUCACAAUGAUUAUGGUGAUUCGGGGCAUGGGGUUGAGAAUAGUGCAUCCGGAAAAGAUAAGCAAGGAUGCGAAAGAGCAACGCAAACAAAUUUUUGAAGCCCUCGAACCCAUGACACAACUCACAAUGGUGCAAAGGUUGGUGGUAGCGAAGUACUUAGUUAAGAAUAAUGACGAGCUUGACCUUUUCUUUAGAAAUACUUGA